UUAAAAUUGCAAAAUUAUAAAACAGUGUUUAAAAUAAAUUAAAUAAUAAGCUAAAAAGUGCAAAGAAAUAGAAAAAAUCUUCCUUAAAAACGAAAAAAAAACAACAACAAAUAACUUAUAUCCGCCAGAAAAUUGUUUAAACUAAUAGUUCUCAAAACCAGCGUUUGUCCUCCCAACGCUGUUGUCUAAAAAAAGCAAAAAAAAACGAAACUUAGAAAAGUAACAAUUUUAUUUCUCAAAGUUUUUUGAAAAAUUUCCAAAAUUGCGAAACAUAUUUUAAGCUUUUUAAAAAAGAAAAAAACUCCACAAACAUCUAGUGCAGCAGGCGAGGACAUUACAAAGAGCACACAGCAGCAGGAGUCGUCCGCACAGCUAGCCAAGCAGCUUGAGCCAAGCAGUCCAGGCGCGUCGUCUAGCAAAUCGUCGCCAUCGCUGACGGCCAAUAAAUUGGACUCUGCCACUGCUCGGCCGCAGGCAUCGUCCACUUCGCCCUCACAAUCGUCGUCGUCGUUGCUGCAGCAAAAAUCCAGCAAAAUAACUCCGCCUACAGGUGCACACUCCGCCUCAACUUCGUCACUUACUAACGCCCAGGCAGCAAACGCCAGCGAUAGUUCGGACGCCCCUCAAGUGUCUGCCACAGCAACCUUUCGUCUAUCAGCGCUCACCGGUACCAUCUCGAAAAUGGGUAAUAACGCCACGACAUCCAACAAGAAGGUCGAUGCUGCCGAAACUGUCAAGGAGUUUCUCGAACAGGCCAAAGAAGAAUUUGAGGAAAAAUGGCGCCGCAAUCCCACAAAUACCGCCUGUCUCGAUGAUUUCGAACGCAUCAAGACUCUGGGUACGGGUUCUUUUGGUCGCGUCAUGAUAGUACAACACAAGCCGACAAAAGACUAUUACGCCAUGAAAAUACUCGACAAGCAGAAGGUCGUCAAACUAAAGCAGGUCGAACACACACUCAACGAGAAGCGUAUUCUGCAGGCCAUACAAUUUCCCUUCUUGGUUUCCCUACGCUAUCACUUCAAGGACAACUCCAACCUCUAUAUGGUGCUGGAGUAUGUACCCGGCGGUGAGAUGUUCUCGCAUCUGCGCAAAGUGGGUCGUUUUUCGGAGCCCCAUUCGCGCUUCUACGCAGCCCAGAUCGUACUCGCCUUUGAGUAUUUGCACUAUCUCGACUUGAUAUAUCGUGACUUGAAACCGGAGAAUUUGCUUAUCGACUCACAGGGCUACCUCAAGGUAACCGAUUUUGGUUUUGCCAAACGUGUCAAGGGCCGCACUUGGACUCUAUGCGGCACACCCGAAUACCUCGCCCCAGAGAUUAUUCUCUCGAAGGGCUAUAACAAGGCCGUCGAUUGGUGGGCCCUCGGUGUGCUCGUCUAUGAAAUGGCCGCUGGCUAUCCACCCUUCUUUGCCGAUCAACCCAUACAGAUUUACGAGAAAAUCGUAUCGGGUAAAGUGCGUUUUCCCUCACACUUUGGCUCUGAUCUAAAGGAUCUAUUGCGCAACCUCUUACAGGUGGAUCUGACCAAACGCUAUGGCAAUUUAAAGGCUGGCGUUAACGAUAUUAAGAAUCAGAAAUGGUUUGCCUCCACAGAUUGGAUAGCGAUCUUCCAAAAGAAAAUUGAGGCACCAUUUGUGCCACGGUGUAAAGGACCCGGUGAUACCAGUAAUUUCGAUGAUUACGAAGAAGAGGCGCUGCGGAUCUCAAGCACCGAAAAGUGCGCCAAAGAGUUUGCUGAAUUCUAAUUGUAUUCUUUUAUUUAUUAUUAUUAUUGUUUCUUUACUAAAAAAACAAACAAAACAAACCAAAACCAACGUACGUUCGUUGCACGUUCGUGCAUUCUCAUCACACCUGGUUGUUCGCCCCGCUCGUUCGUUCGCUCGUACGUCCGUCGUCGUCGUAGUUCGUAGUUUUGUGCAUUAUUAAAAAAAGUAAUAAUUAAAAUACGCGUUGCGUUCGUUUCAUUGUUUCAUUAACUAUAAAAAAAUAAAAAUAAAACUAAGCAAA
This is a messenger RNA of Lucilia cuprina (Australian sheep blowfly), 2005 nucleotides long. It is a transcript of the gene Pka-C1, whose product is annotated as cAMP-dependent protein kinase catalytic subunit 1. Gene Ontology annotation, cellular component: cAMP-dependent protein kinase complex; nucleus. The record is from RefSeq and is a predicted model, not a curated record. The transcript has a single exon. Lineage: Eukaryota; Metazoa; Arthropoda; Insecta; Diptera; Calliphoridae. The coding region runs from base 682 to 1743 and encodes 353 amino acids. Gene Ontology annotation, biological process: peptidyl-serine phosphorylation. Gene Ontology annotation, molecular function: cAMP-dependent protein kinase activity; ATP binding.